Messenger RNA from Mesorhabditis belari, 876 nucleotides. The record is from the annotation of a GenBank genome assembly. Lineage: Eukaryota; Metazoa; Nematoda; Chromadorea; Rhabditida; Rhabditidae.
AUGGAUCUGCUCUCAAGGAAUUUUCUAGAAUUGCACGCAAAAGAAUAUACUUUGAUCUCGUGCCAAUCGAUCACCCUUCCCGAGUGUCCAAUUUGUCAUGAAGAGUAUUCAAUCGACACCCCUGAACGAGAACCAUACGGUCUCCAAUGUGGCCAUGCAAUCUGUAAUGGUUGUUUCUCAAAUCUCUCAACUCAAACCUCAUCUGGAACCUUUAAAUACGGCCUUCUGUGCUGUCAAUGCCAAGCUCAUCACAUCUACAGUCAGAAAUCGUGGGAAAACCCGUUAAAAGCAUUUCUAAGAGAGAUGUCACAGCUAUCAUCUGGUGACUUAAAGCCAAAAGAAGAGCUAAAAAUUCAACCAAUUCAACCAAUUCAACCAAUUCAACUAAUUCAACCAAAUUCAAUACAGCCAAAUCGAAAUGAAGGUGACUUAAAAAGUUGCGAGAACUGCGGAAAUGAAUUUUCUCUUCUCGAAAUGUUUCUUUGCAAGGAUUGUGACAUAAAGAUUUGCGCCUUGUGUUCAAUGAGGAAACACCGCUCGCACGAGAUCGUCGAUUUGAAGGCCGAAAUGGAGAAGAUCAAUCAACUUUUCCUCGAAACACAUCAAACCGUUACCCCGCAGAUCAAGGCCUACGAUGUUUGUUUCCCCGACCUUCACAAGGAUCUCAUCAACCACAUUUCAAAUGUUCAGAAAAAACUUAUUGCUCAAAUCGACAAAAUCGAGACGCUCAACUUUGAUUCGGCAAAGAGAGAGCAGGAGAAAUGCCUAGGUAAUGGUGGAAAAUUUGAAGAGAUUUGUGAGAAAUAUUUAUCAGAUUUGCGAACAUGUAACACCAGGUUAGAGAACCUCUUUGUUGAGAUUGAUUACCCAUUAGAA